Molecule: messenger RNA, 1598 nt
Organism: Ornithorhynchus anatinus (platypus)
Lineage: Eukaryota; Metazoa; Chordata; Mammalia; Monotremata; Ornithorhynchidae
Gene: KLHDC3
Product: kelch domain containing 3
Exons: 11
Coding region: 167-1315 (382 amino acids)
Cellular component (GO): cytoplasm
Molecular function (GO): chromatin binding; protein binding
Source: RefSeq, a predicted model, not a curated record
UCCCGCCGCUAUUUGGGCCGGCGGGAGGCAGGCCGGCGGUUAGAACGGAGGCCCGGCGAGGUCGACGGGGCCCCUCCGCCGCCCGGCCCGGCCCGGCAGGUGGCGGAGACGGCGGGCGGGCGCCCCGCGGCCGGGGGGAAUGCGGCGGUAGCCGGCGGCCCGGGGGAUGUUACGGUGGACCGUGCACCUCGAGGGUGGGCCCCGGAGGGUGAACCACGCCGCCGUGGCCGUGGGCCACCGGGUCUACUCCUUCGGCGGCUACUGCUCCGGCGAGGACUACGAGACGCUGCGACAGAUCGACGUGCACGUCUUCAACGCCGUGUCCCUCCGCUGGACGAAGCUGCCCCCCGUGUGGCCCAGCGGGCGUGGGAAAGUCCGGGAGGUGCCCUACAUGCGCUACGGGCAUUCGGCCGUGCUCAUCGACGACACGGUCUACCUGUGGGGCGGACGCAACGACACCGAGGGGGCCUGCAACGUCCUCUAUGGCUUCGACAUCAACACUCACAGGUGGUCGACGCCCAAGGUGUCGGGGACGGUGCCCGGGGCCCGGGACGGGCACUCGGCCUGCGUCCUGGGCAAGAACAUGUACGUCUUCGGGGGCUACGAACAGCUGGCUGACUGCUUUUCCAAUGACAUCCACAAGUUGGACACGACCAGCAUGACUUGGACGUUGAUUUCGGCCAAGGGGACCCCCGCCCGCUGGAGGGACUUUCACUCGGCCACCAUGCUGGGCAGCCGCAUGUACGUGUUCGGGGGCCGAGCUGACCGCUUCGGGCCCUUCCACUCCAGCAACGAGAUCUACUGCAACCGAAUCCGCGUGUUUGACACCCGGGCCGAGGCUUGGCUGGAGUGUCCGUCCACCCCGCUGCUGCCCGAGGGCCGCCGCAGCCACUCCGCCUUCGGGUACAACGGGGAGCUGUACAUCUUCGGCGGUUACAACUCCCGGCUGAAUCGGCACUUCCACGAUCUCUGGAAAUUCGACCCAGUGGCCUUCUCCUGGAAGAAGAUUGAGCCGAAGGGGAAGGGACCGUGUCCCCGGCGCCGCCAGUGCUGCUGCAUUGUGGGCAACAAAAUUGUCCUCUUUGGGGGCACCAGCCCGUCCCCCGAAGAAGGCUUGGGUGACGAGUUUGAUCUCAUGGAUCACUCUGACCUACACAUCCUGGACUUCAGCCCCAGUCUAAAGACCUUGUGCAAACUGGCAGUGAUUCAGUACGGCCUGGACCAGUCUUGUCUGCCUCACGAUAUCAGGUGGGAACUAGCCGCCAUGACUACCAACAGCACCAUCAGCCGGCCCAUAGUCUCCUCCCACGGGUAGGAGGAACAACGGACGUUUCCUCCACUCCUGCUGCUCUCAACGUCUUUCCCCCGCCCGCCCAUCUACCGCGGCCGCCCUGGAAGCCCCUUCCCCUCCUCCCUCCCCGCCGCCCCCCUCCCUUCCCCCCAGGGUCCCACGGUGCCAGCUGCGGGGGCUGGGCUAGGGACGCGGUGUCUGGGCGAUGGACUCGUGGGGCGAGCCUAGCCCCCUUCCCCAUGGGGCUCCGUCCCCUCCCUCUGGUGCUCUCUACCCCUUCAUCCCUUCCCCCUCUCUUCUCCCUCUC